GACACAAAAAACACGCAUGCCCGUAGUGUAGCAUAAAUUUCAGGGGUAAUAAAAUCGAGCAGUUGCAGAAAAUGCAUUUUACCGCAAAAAACGACAAAAAAUCAACCAGAACUGCAAAAUCAUAGCGCCAAAAUGAGAGCUCUAGUGGUAUCCAUAUGGGUUUUUAUCAAUUUGGUGUUUUUCGGUAUGUGUGGAUACAUGUAUCUGCUGUGGUCGCAGUACUGGAUGUUCAUGGAGCGGCAAACCGGAACAACAACUUCCACCUACGACCAGCAAAUUUACUACUACAACCGGGGGUUUCUACCAAAUGAUAACAAAACCCAUAACGAAACCAAGCUUAGAAUCAAGCACAGCCUUAAAGAUAACGUCACAGUAACUUUAAUUAAAAACAGUAAGCCCAGAUUCCCCAAUUUGCAAGGCAGGGAGUUCGAAUUAGACACGAAAAAAUAUAUUUGUUUAAAAAAUGAUAGUUUUAAAAACUGUUCGAGCAAAUCGUUAGAGUUUAAGGAAAAAAUCCUGAAGGAGUUGCGCCGCGUCCUGGAGGACGAGGGCAACGUUCUUAAAAUAGGCGCAGAGAACCCCUACAACGUGCAAUAUGAAGGCACCAAAGGCAACUUCUAUGACAAAACGCCCAAGGAAAUAAUGUGCGAACUGGAGAAAAUUCAAGUAAAAACGUUGAAACGCGGCGACGUGGCCGGGGGUCCCCACAACCUGGGCGAUUUCCUCCCCAAAAGGGGGCUGUUCGAGAACCGCAACUUCAACUCUUGUGCGAUUGUUGCGAGCUCCGGCGCGCUCAAAGACUCAAAUUUGGGCAAGAAAAUCGACGCUCAUGAUUUGGUUUUGCGCUUCAAUCACGCGCCGACCAAAGGCUUCGAACCAGAUGUAGGCAGAAAGACAACAAUCCGCGUGUUGAACUCGCAAGUUGUUACCAGGAAAGAAUUCAAUUUCCUCGAAUCCGAUAUUUAUAAAAAUGUAACGAUUGUCGCGUGGGAUCCGAGUAAUUAUAAAGCGUCUCUUGAUGACUGGCUUGAAAAACCGGAAUUUAAUUUGUUCCCGACCUAUGUUGAAUACAAAAAGCGGAAUGAUAAAGCCCGAUUUUUCCUAAUAAAUCCGCAAAGUCUGUGGGAGUUGUGGGAUUUUCUCCAGGAUAACUCACCGAGCAGACUUAGGAGAAAUCCACUAUCGUCGGGGUUUUUGGGUUUGGGUAUUUUGCUUCCUCUGUGCAAUUUCAUCGAUGUUUUUGAGUAUGUCCCUUCAACCAGGGUCACUAAACGCUGCCACUAUUACGAUCCUGAAGAUAAUCCAGCUUGUACUUUCGGAGUUUGGCAUCCAUUAGCAGCCGAAAAACUUCUUACUUAUUACAUUAAUACGAUCGAUGAUCGGACAGUGUUUCAAGAUGGUUAUGUUCGAAUCUUGGGUUUCAAAAAUUUUAAAUGUUGAGUUUUGAGAAAUUUUGGAGUGAAUUUUUAGACGUCAAUUAAUUCGUAAGAUGAUGAGUCAUAGAUUUUGUCGGUUGAUUUCCGCUUUUGCAUAUUAUUGUGUGAGUGUAAGCGGUUUUGCGGUGAAUUAAGAACACCCAUCGUCUGAACACUGUUUCCGGAAUUUCAAACUUUUGUUCUUCCCUAUUUAUUUCAUGCUUAAAUUUGAUUCGGACUAAUUUUAGUCUGAAAAAAUCUUGUGAUAUUCUAAAAAUAGAGACAACUUUAAAUCUGAAAUAAAAUUGUUUCAGUAGUGUUUAAUUAAAAUAAAUACAAACUGUACUAAUUUGUUUAAUGUAGCUCAAAUUAUGAAAAUAAAAUAUGGCAUGAA
Molecule: messenger RNA, 1809 nt
Organism: Tribolium castaneum (red flour beetle)
Lineage: Eukaryota; Metazoa; Arthropoda; Insecta; Coleoptera; Tenebrionidae
Gene: SiaT
Product: Sialyltransferase
Exons: 4
Coding region: 133-1440 (435 amino acids)
Biological process (GO): sialylation
Cellular component (GO): Golgi apparatus
Molecular function (GO): beta-galactoside alpha-2,6-sialyltransferase activity
Source: RefSeq, a predicted model, not a curated record